Molecule: messenger RNA, 846 nt
Organism: Didymodactylos carnosus
Lineage: Eukaryota; Metazoa; Rotifera; Eurotatoria; Philodinida; Philodinidae
Source: the annotation of a GenBank genome assembly
AUGAUGCAAAACAUAUCAAUUUCAAAUUUAAUUGAUACUACUAUGGCAAACAUUGACUGGUCCCAGUCUCAUGAAGAUAUUAAGAAAAACAUAUCAAAUGAUUUAAGAUCUCAACUCUUUUCAAUCAGGGAAGAUGAAAAAAAUGAAUUGAUUAAGUGUCAAACUCAUUUAAUAAGUAGCCAAAAUGAUUUAAUAGCUAGUAUGAAGAAGAUUAACGUGAUAGAAGAAAGUCAACGUCGACUCAUUAUGUCUUAUAAUGGUUCGAUUCAAGCCGGUACAUUUGCCAUCGCACGUGCGCUGAUUGAAGGGCGAUUAAUACAAGUGGAGCAGGACCUGUAUUAUUCUUUCGAAGCAUUACGGGGAUAUUAUACGGCGGACUCUAUGACAUUGGAUCAACCUUCGAAUGAUCCGAAAAUAUUUCUUCGUCAACUUCAACAAUCAGAUCUAUACCACAGAGCUGAUAUGCAACGAGGUAUUCUCUCUUUGCAACAUUUAAUUGAGUUAUCGGAUAGAAGAGGGGAAAAGAAGAAAAAUAUGUUAUUGGGAUUUAUUCGUGAUGAUAUUCAAUAUUAUUUUGUAUCAUUAGAUGGUGAAGGACAAAAUGGAAUUAGUGCUACAGUCGAUCAAAUAAAAGAAGCAUUUUCAAGCAUUUAUGAUAAGUUAUCCACUGUAACUCAUGCAUCCAGUAUUUACCGUGGGGAAGCGCUGCCUGUGCCAGCCUGUAUUCCUGGAAAAUGGGAGCAAGAAGAUGCAUUGGCUUUAGGAAAUUUCUAUAAAUUUUCGUUUCCUGAAGUUAAAUAUCAAUUGGUUUACUCAUUGACAUUGACACCACCAGCGAGUGAAUAG